Zonotrichia albicollis (white-throated sparrow) is the source of this 1367-nucleotide messenger RNA. The record is from RefSeq and is a predicted model, not a curated record. Lineage: Eukaryota; Metazoa; Chordata; Aves; Passeriformes; Passerellidae.
AGCCACCAGGGACAGGAGGGACACGGGAUGGGCGGGAGCGGACCUGGAUCCACCCAGUGCCAGCAGGCUGCCACGGGGCGGCCAAAGUGCGAGGCAGGUGUGACAAAAGGCAGCCACGGACAGGUAGGUCUGUGCCAACCCGGUGGGCACGGGGGGUGCUGGGGUUAGGAACGAGCUGUGGCCUCGGAAACAAGGUGUGUCACGGCUUGUGCCACCACUCUCUGCCAUCCCUCUCUUCUCCACCCGAGGACCAUGGGGCUCCGCAGUGUGACCAUCCUGCUGGGCACGGCCCUGCUCCUGCUGGCACCCGGCAGCACCCAGGUGAGCCCUGCCUCCCCUGCCCUCCUGCUGUCCCCUCUGCUGAGGGCACCCACGUGUGACCCGUGCCACCCCUCGGGACCCCCUUUGUCUCUCUCCCCACAGGCUCUGAGCAGCUCCUGGUGGAAGGACCUGGCCACAGUGCAGGAUCUGGCUGAGGAAAGCAUCCUGGGUGUGGGAACACCAGAGGAGGGUGAACCAGGUAUAAAGGUCUUCUCCAGCAGUGCUUGGGCUCAGAGGGGCCCACCCCAAGGCCAGGCAAGGCUAGAAGAGGAUGGUGACCAUCAGUACCAGCCCCAGGACGAUGCCAGGGAGACCCGUGUGCCAUUCUGGAUGCCAGUUCCAGAGGUGCAGAAUGGCCCAGAGGAGGAUCGUGACCACCUGUACCACCCCCAGGACAAUGCCAGGGAGGUCAAUGCCCGUGUGCCAUUCCGGAUGAUCGCCCCAAAGGUGCAGAAUGGCCCGGAGGAGGAUCUUGACUACAUCCACCAUGGCUGAGUGGAGGUGUGCCUGGGCUGUGAGAUGAGGGGUGGGAGCUGCCCCUGGGGUUUCCUGGGGAAAUUUGUCUCUCUACCAAGCCUUGAGCCCCACCAAUAAACCCAUCCCUUCUCCACAACCUGGUGGGCUCCUCAUUACUGCCAGAAACCUGCUGGGGCCUCCAAACCUGUAGGAACUCCCUCAGGGUUACCCCAAGGCGCCAGGCAGGGUGAGGAUAUGCCCUAGGACAGAAGACUCAGCCCAUCAUCCCAAUUCAGGUGAGGUUGAGACAAACUCAGCACAUUGGUUGUGCCCCAGAAGGUGCCACAGGCUGGGGAACACCCAGCCCUAUGCUCCACAAGGCUGCUCAUGCCCAGCCCAUCACGGAGAGCAGUGAGGGAGCAUGGGGGGGCUCAGUGAACCCCAACAUUUCCCAGCCAAGGCAGGACCUCGCAGCAAGGAUGCCCCAUGUCCCAGCAGCACCUAGAAAACCCUUUAAUAGUGAAGGCCGAGGUGGUCCCCACUGCUGGCUGUCACCCCGAGCAUGGCUCGCUGACGGGUCCCGGUCCCCU